CUUCGUGGCAGAAGUUUUUGAUCACCAAUCCCAACAGAAACCGCGAGAAAAAUCCCCAGAAAUCUCAACAGAAGAGAAGAGAAUCGAAACAGUUUUGUAACGUCAAUCAAGUAUUUUUGGAACAUAGCACAACAGUUUUCAGCUCUAUACAGCGUCGGAUUUGGAUCAGCUUUCGCGUGAGAAGUUUAGAGGAGGAAAGAGAGAAACCACAGAACAUGGUGGCUGAAGCAGAGGUUGUGUGUCAACAGAACAUGGGUGUGUUGGAUGUGAAGCAUUUUCAAAACAAGGGAAGCGAUGUUCACGAGAUCGGAGAUACAGAUGCUAAUUUGCCUCCGAAUUUUGACCGAGUUCGUGUCACUGAGUUGGUCUCUGCCGAGUUACUCACUUCACAAGAAGAUGCUAAGUCUGCAGACAGGAUCUCAGAUGCUGCUCUUGAAUCUGCGGUUCUGCAGUUUAUACCUUCCCUCCGUUCAGGUAGUUUUGCUGACAUUGGACCAAGGAGAUACAUGGAAGAUGAACACAUAAGGAUAGAUGAUUUGUCAUCUCAUAUGGGAUCACUAUACAACUUUCCCAAGCCAAGUGCCUUUUAUGGGGUGUUUGAUGGCCAUGGAGGACCUGAAGCUGCAGCUUAUAUAAGAAAAAACGUCAUAAAGUUCUUUUUCGAAGAUGUCAGUUUCCCACAGACUUCUGAAGUCAAUAGUGUAUUUCUUGAAGAGGUAGAGGAUUCCCUCACAAAGGCAUUUCUUUUGGCUGAUUCAGCUUUGGCCGAUGAUUGCAGUGUGAAUAGUUCAUCAGGCACCACGGCCCUCACUGCUUUGAUAUUUGGAAGGCUUCUAAUGGUGGCCAAUGCUGGCGACUGCCGAGCAGUUCUCUGUCGCAAAGGAGAGGCCAUUGACAUGUCUCAAGAUCACAGACCUAUUUAUCCAUCAGAGCGGAGGCGUGUUGAAGAAUUGGGUGGCUACAUAGAUGAUGGAUAUCUCAAUGGGGUUUUAUCAGUUACUCGAGCACUAGGCGACUGGGACAUGAAGUUACCUAAGGGUGGUCCCUCACCUUUGAUUGCAGAACCUGAGUUCAGGCAAGUGGUUCUAACAGAGGAUGAUGAAUUCCUCAUCAUAGGAUGCGAUGGCAUAUGGGAUGUCAUGUCAAGUCAGCAUGCAGUUAGCCUUGUUCGCAGAGGCCUGAGAAGGCAUGACGAUCCUGAAAAAUGUGCCAGGGACCUGGUUAUGGAGGCACUACGCCUGAACACAUUUGAUAAUCUCACUGUCAUCAUUGUAUGUUUUUCUUCCCUCGACCACAUGGAGCCAGAGCCAUCCCCUCCUCGCCAACGGAAAUUGAGAUGUUGUAGCCUCUCUGCAGAGGCUCUUUGUAGCUUGAGGAGCUUGUUGGAAGGCAGUGCUAGCAACUGAAUGUGUGUACAUACACAGUUCAUCGAAUAAUGUUGAGUUCAUACAUGCUGUUUUUGGCUGCUUCAGUUUAGACAUUGGAAAAAGCAGCCAUCAUUUUUUUUAACGUGGUCCGGUGGAUGUACAUAAUCGGGGAUAGAGGAUGGCGGUGUAAAUAUGUACUGUCGUUAACAUUAUUAUUUUUGUACUAUACCCAAUUUUUGUUGACUGCAAUAUUCAUGUCAGAUUCUUGUGUGUCAAUAAAACUGUUCUUAAUGUCUUA
Vigna unguiculata (cowpea) is the source of this 1665-nucleotide messenger RNA. RefSeq names its product Protein phosphatase 2C family protein. Gene Ontology annotation, molecular function: cation binding; protein serine/threonine phosphatase activity. Gene Ontology annotation, biological process: protein dephosphorylation. NCBI's taxonomy places the organism in Eukaryota, Viridiplantae, Streptophyta, Magnoliopsida, Fabales, Fabaceae. The record is from RefSeq and is a predicted model, not a curated record.